AAGAUUUUCCCAUCUCCCAAACAUCCUCCUUAAAAAACUUCACCAAAAAACAAAUACCAUCUUCGAAAAAAUGGCCGACCGUCCUCAGCCCCACCAACUCCAAGUCCACCCACAAUAUGGCGCUGGUAAGGGCUUUCAGCAGCGAGGAGAACAGCAGGGCCCAUCAGCCGGGAAAAUUCUGGCCGUCAUCACACUUCUUCCCGUGGGCGGGACUUUGCUGUUUCUGGCGGGCCUGACUUUUAUUGGGACGCUUAUUGGGCUGGCUGUGAGCACCCCAGUUUUCCUUCUCUUCAGCCCAGUUCUUGUCCCCGCCGCCAUUACUAUUGGGCUCGCCAUCGCGGGCUUUCUGACUUCUGGGGCUUUUGGGGUCACGGGCCUAUCGUCGCUCAGUUGGGUCUUUAACUACUUCAAGCGGACCACGGUGCCGGAGCAGCUGGACUUCGCAAAGAGGCGCGUGCAGGACAUAGCGGGCUAUACGGGCCAGAAGACGAAGGAAGCGGGCCAGGAGAUACAGAGCAAGACCCAGGAAGGGAAGAGGACCUGAGCUUGAAGGUGGAACAGAGAGAGCACAAGGGUGUAUCUAGUAAUGGCAGGGGAAUAAUGUGGGACUUUGCAUGGUUUUAUUUUAUUUUAUUUUAUUUUAUUUUACUCAACUUUACAUAAAAUGUUGAUGCUCGGUUUUUACAUCUAUCUGUAGUUGCUUGCAUGUGUCUGUGUCAUGUGUUCUUUUUUUUUUUUAAUUAUUAUUUAGUUUUAUUAUUUUUGCUCAGAAUUUAAGGGGGUCGAGGAUUUGGUCUGUCUUGCCACUUCGGCAACCUAGGAAUGUCGUAUUUUGGUGUGUCUAUGUUGUCUGAUUAAUGAAUCAAAAUGUCUUUUUGUGGACUCUCUGUGUAAAUCUCUCCGACUCUCUAACAAGCAUAACAAAAAACGGGGGUACUUGUGGUUGGACCAAAACGACGUACCA
Molecule: messenger RNA, 964 nt
Organism: Morus notabilis
Lineage: Eukaryota; Viridiplantae; Streptophyta; Magnoliopsida; Rosales; Moraceae
Product: oleosin 18.2 kDa
Exons: 1
Coding region: 71-544 (157 amino acids)
Biological process (GO): seed oilbody biogenesis; lipid storage; response to freezing
Cellular component (GO): monolayer-surrounded lipid storage body; membrane
Source: RefSeq, a predicted model, not a curated record